UAAAAUGCUAAACCAAAGCAUAACUUAUACUUAUUAUUUUUAAAGACUUUUCUUUGAAAACCAAUGUAUUUAGAGAUCACCUAAUGAUUUAUUUUGAUUCUUGGUUUUGACCUAGUUCUAAAACCCAAGACUAUAACUAGCCACGUGAUUUAGUGGUGAUGUUGAUUAGCCAUAGCUAUUAUCUCACAAUUUGUCUAAAAAGGGAUGACAAAAAUUCCUUGGCAUCAUUUCAGUUUAUCCUUGUAGACUUCUCAAAGUGAGACACUGUGUGACUCUGUGGUGUCACCACACUUGGGCACUGCUGACACUCUUGCUGCUGUAGGCUUUGACAGGUGUUCUGUCUGUCCCCACUUGUGGUUAGUCUGGCCAUCUGCUCUAUCUCCCAGAGCUGUCAAGAGUCUGCAGUAAACCAAAAGGACACAAUCUUUACAGUUUAGAAACUGACAGAUGAUUGUUUAAAAGUACUAGCUAAAUAGUUGAAAUAGUUUUGCUUCCACUCAGGAAGGAGUAGGGACAGACAGAUGUGCCAUGUGCACAGGGAUCUGACCAUGAGAGGAGUGUGGGCUGAGGCUGAGCACAGGGGAACGGGACCAUGCACAUGGGCCCAGGGAUUGCGAGAACACUGUGUGGUGACUAAAGGACAUUCUUGAGCAUGUUUUGGAAUUUGGCACUAUUGGCUGGAAAAUGCUGAUGCUUUUAAGCGCUCGGUCCUCCUCAGAGGCUUCAAGAAGCUGAAGAAGUUGAGAGGUAGUAAGGAGAGGAGAGGAGUUUAAGUGCCAAGAGUCGGGUGGAGGGAGGAAGAGAUGCUGAACCUGUAUCUUAUGAGAUGAAGGAAAAAAACACGUUUCAGAGAAGGACAGAAAGGUCAAAUACUAAAUAAGUCAAACAAACAAAGAAUAUUCAGCAGCUGACCAUACUCAAAUAUACAAGCAAAAAAAAAAAUUUAAAUCCAAGGCUAUAUUUAGAGUGGUUUUCUCCAAAUGGAAUAUGCAAAAUUAUCUAUUGGAAUAUGGGAAAAAAUUAUUAGAGGUUAUUUUUAUAUAUUAAUAAAUCUCAUCCUUUGAAUUUUUUCAUUUUUUGUUUUAAAAUGUACAUAUUUCUAUUAUAGUACAUAUAAAAUUCAUUUAAAUAAAUAUGUAUAUAUCUAGGGGAACUUUUACUAACUGAGGAAUAUGGUAAAAAAUGUGAUGCCACUGUCUCUAGAAAAUUCCAAAAAUAAUAAAUAAAAAUAGGCAUAUACCCCCAUAGACAGCAGUCCCUUCUGAGUGAGGCACUGGCUCAUCCCAUUCCUCUUACCAGCAUUCAAAAAGGAUCUAAAAGCCAAGGUUCUAAUGAUGGCAGGGAAGUUCUCAUCACUUAAAAGAAAACAUAUACUCUAAAGAUUCAGAUCAGGAAAUCUAAAUCACAAAGUGAAAGUCAGCUUAGGAGAUAUGCAGUAAAUAAGUCAGACCUAUACCCAGUAAAAUGAAGAAUUGUGAUGUCUAAUAUAAGGCAGAUAUGGUCAAACCUGUUGAUUCCACCCGUUUGUACCCUUGGUGAUUUAGACACUAGUCAGUCAUUUACUGAUUUACUACCCUUUCAUAAUAAGGGGAAUGAAUUCUGUAGUUUAGGGAAAAGACCAAAUUGUGAUCAAUGUUAGCAGCAUCAGAUCUUGUGUUUCCGUAAGCUGGAAUAAUCUCUAAAUCAGGAAUACUUAGUAUUCUGUAUUGUUUUUCCUGUAAAAGGCCAGAUAGUGAUUUACAUUAGGCUUCACAGGCUAGAUGGUCUGUUUUGCAACUAUUCAACUCUGAUAUUGUAGUGCAAAAUCAGCCAUAGACAAUAUUUAGGUGAAGGAGCCUGGCUGUGUUCCAAUAAAAAUAGGCAGUGGGCUGGGUAUGUCUCAGGGACUACAGUUUACCAAAACUUGAUCUAGAUGAUAUAAGUUGCAAAUGGGUAUGAAGCAAUAUUUCCAGAGUUUGUUAGCAAUUUGCAAAUAGGAAUUGAACACUUUCACUAGAAGCUAUUGUGAAGACAAAAAAUGUCUAUCUAUAGAAGUAGCUGAUGGCCGGGCAUGGUGGCUCAUGCCUAUAAUCCCAGCACUUUGGGAGGCUGAGCAGGUGGAUCCCUGAGGUCAGCAGUUUGAGACCAGCCUGGCCAACACGGUGAAACCUUGUCUCUAUUAAAAAUACAAAAAUUAGAUCAGCCAUUGCGCACCAGCGUCCCUUCUCUUCCUCGGCGCUGCCUACAGACAUAGCAGCGAUCUCUUGGUCGGCAUCAUGGCCGCCCUUAGACCCCUUGUGAAACCCAAGAUCAUCAAAAAGAGAACCAAGAAGUUCAUCUGGCACCAGUCAGACCGAUAUGUCAAAAUUAAGCAUAACUGGUGGAAACCCAGAGGAACUGACAACAGGGUUCGUAGAAGGUUCAAGGGCCAGAUCUUAAUGCCUAACAUUGGUUAUGGGAGCAAUAAGAAAACAAAGCACAUGCUGCCCAGUGGCUUCCGGAAGCUCCUGGUCCACAACGUCAAGGAGCUGGAAGUGCUGCUGAUGUGCCACAAAUCUUACUGUGCUGAGAUCGCUCACAAUGUUUCCUCCAAGAACCGCAAAGUCAUCGUGGAAAGAGCUGCCCAGCUGGCCAUCAGAGUCACCAACCCCAAUGCCAGGCUGUGCAGCGAAGAAAAUGAGUAGACAGCUUAUGUGCACGUUUUGUGUUUAAAUAAAACUGGCAUCUUCCUUAAUUUAAAAAAAAAAUACAAAAAUUAGCUGGGUAUGGUGCCUCAUGCCUGUAGUCCCAGUCACUCAGGAGGCUGAGGCAGGAUGAUCGCUUGAACCUGGGAGGCAAAGGUUUUAGUGAGCCAAGAUCAUGCCACUGCACUCCAGCCUGGGCGACAGGAGUGAAACCCCGUCUCAGAAAACAAAACAAACAAAACAAAAAAGUAGCUGAGGUUUGUGGUCAGUAUUUUUUAGGGCAAGAUUCAAAUUAAAAGUCUGUCUUGAUGUAAUAAAGAAGCAGUAAACUAAUAGACAAAUGCCGUUUAGUGAAAACAAACUGGACCAAUAAGUAGUCCAGAGAGGACUCUCGGAUAAGAAUUGUCAAAUAUUGGAAGAAGGCUGUGGAAUCUAAUUUUUGGAGAAAUUUAAAUUAAAGAGCAUUUAGCCUUACUUAAGUUGGCUGAAGCCCUUUCUCCAGGCUGUGACUGAAUUAAUACCUUCACAUAAUGUCUUCCAGCCCACUGAUUAGAGUACUUUUCCAAACUGGCUUAUUGUGUAUGAAUGUUCAUUGCAGCAUUAUUCAUAAUAGCUACAGUGGAAACAACUUAAAUGUCCAUCAACUAAUGAAAAGGCAAAUAAAAUGUGGUCAGUUUAUAAAACAGAAUGCUAUUUACCCGUAGAAAUACAUGCUGAUAUUUAUAUACAUACUACAUCAUAGAUGAGCCUUGAUAAUAUUGGGCUAAGUGAGCAAAGCCAGAUGCAAGGGACCACAUAUUGUAUGACUUCAUUUACUAUAUGAAAUGUCAAGAACAGGCAAAUUCAAAGAGACGGAUAGUAGAUUGUUUCUUGGGGAUGGGGAAGGGGCAGAAAUGAGGUCUGAUGGCUAUUGGGCAUGGGCAUUUUGAGGGAGGUGAAAAUGUUCUAGCAUCAGACAGUGGUUGUGGUUGCACAGGCCUGUGAAUAUGCUAAAAAAAACCCACUGAAUUGUGUAUUUUUAAAAGGUGAAUAUAUCUCCAUAAAGCUGUUAUGAAUAUAAGUUUAGGUUACUUGUGUAAUAUCUUCGUCACUUGAAAUAUUUGCCCCUUAUGGUCUCUAUGUAUCUUGACGAAUUUGAGGUAUAUUUGGCUAUCAUCACGUUCAGAUGCUUACGCUUUAACUAUGGAACUUCUGAGUCCUUCCUUUU
Molecule: messenger RNA, 3870 nt
Organism: Callithrix jacchus (white-tufted-ear marmoset)
Lineage: Eukaryota; Metazoa; Chordata; Mammalia; Primates; Cebidae
Source: RefSeq, a predicted model, not a curated record